GAUAAGCUGCUCCAACAAAUCCAGAGGCACAUCCCCAAAAUAGGAUCCGACUUCAACGCAAAACUGCUGUCUUUGUAUUUGGGAUGCUCAAAUUUUUUUACCUGCUGUCCUGAUUAGUUAAUCCUCCUUUGCAUCAUCGUAUAAUUACCCUUCACCGGAAUCCGUUUUCAUCUAACACGAAGCAAAGAGAAACAGAUAGAGCACAGAAACUAAAGUUCCGUUUCAGGGAGAGAAGGAGGCCUAGUUCCUCACCGGGAACGACGGUUUUCCUUUCUUUUCUUUUUUUUUUUCUCGCCGGAGUCCGAAUUCUUGCCCCGCACCAGGUUUUGUUCAAAGGUGUGGUAUCAAGUAUGGCAAUGUGAUACGGCCUCUUUUACAAUUUCCACGGCGCCUUCUGUUUUUGCAAAGUUGGCACAGCAAUUAUUCGAAGAGAGGAGGAGUUGUGGUUUUGUAGAAGAAGUCUGAAAUAGAAGCUAAGUGAUGGGUCUAUGUGUCUCAAAGCCAAGUGAAACUAUCAGAGCUCAAAAGAAAAAAGUCGACAGAGUCGGCAAAGGGCGGCGCCGGGGGAGGAAGAGCAAGAAGGUAGCCACCGCCGUUAUAAACUCAGAGAUUCCUGCUCCGACGAGACAGUCUGUUAGUGAGUUUGUGCGUCUUGACUUUGAGAAAGGUGCUGCAACCACUUGCAGAAGAUCUGAGGUUUCCAAUGGCACAUUUCAUCUAACUCAACUUCAAUGGAACCACAGUCAGAUUGAUGGGAAUGGUGGGAAAUGCCAAGGACCUGAAACCUGGUUUGACUCCCAAAGUAUAAUGGAAUCUGAUUCAGAUGAUGACUUUGCUAGUGUACAUGGAGAUGAGUUUCCUCCUAUGGUAGUAGGUAAUGGAAUUGGAAACAUCCCAAAUGGUCAAUUAGUCCAGUAUGAAAGUGCAGCAUGCAUUGUAGAUAAUGGAUGCAAGUAUGAAGGGUUUUAUGAAAGUUAUCUGAAAAUCGAUGGGGCAGGUGCACGUCAUUCCCUAGAGAAAACCCAAGUCAGUUACAAUGACAAAAAUCAGCCCAAGCAAUCAGUUAUCAUGCUUUCCUACAAGAGAAAAUCCAUCGACAACCCCGAAAGGAUUUCAUGUGCUUCUGAUCAGAAGUACUUAUUCCGUCCUAAAUCAGGACAACGGAUUCCUUGUUCACCGGUAGAGAAGCCAACUCCAGGAUCCUGGUCUGAAAUCUCGCCUUCAAUCUUUAAGCUCCGUGGGGAGAACUAUUUCAAAGACAAACAGAAGUACCCUGCUCCAAACUGCAGCUCAUAUGUACCAAUUGGUAUUGAUAUGUUUAUCUGCCCAAGGAAGAGAGAUCACAUUGCUCAGUAUCUUGAGCUUCCUUCUAUAAAACCACACGAUAAAGUUCCUUCCCUCCUCAUUGUUAAUAUACAGUUGCCUACAUAUCCAACUACAAUGUUCCUUGGUGAAAGUGAUGGUGAAGGCAUGAGUCUUGUAUUAUACUUUAAAGUUAGUGAAAAUUUUGACACAGACAUAUCUCCUCAGUUUCAAGAAUUUAUCAAGAGAUUUGUUGAGGAUGAUACCGAAAUGGUUAAGGGUUUCACAAAGGAGUCAUUGGUUCCUUUCAGGGAAAGGCUAAAAAUUUUGGCUGGAUUGGUGAAUCCAGACGAGCUCCAACUGAGUUCUGCUGAGAAGAAGCUGAUAAGUGCUUAUAAUGAUAAACCAGUGCUUUCGCGCCCUCAACACAAUUUCUUCAGGGGGCCUAAUUACUUUGAAAUUGAUCUAGACAUACACAGGUUCAGCUACAUCUCCAGGAAAGGGCUUGAAUCAUUCAGAGACAGAUUGAAGAAUGGGGUACUUCAUGUGGGAUUAACAAUCCAGGCACAAAAACAAGAAGAACUACCGGAGCAAGUCUUGUGUUGUAUGCGCUUGAAUAAGAUUGAUUUUGUAAACCAUGGUCAAAUACCUACUCUUGUUACCAUGAAUGACUGAGUUAGACAAGCACCAGUGGCGUCCUAGAGGGUUUGCAAUAGUUUAUUAGUCCGGCGGAGAAAUUGAUCAGAAGAUGUAUUUUUUGUUCUUUUUUUCUUUUUCUUUUUUGGUAAACAUUAGAUCGUUAAUACCUAUUCAAUGGUGCAAAGGAGGGAAUAAAGAAAAAUGAGAAGCAAAUGGAUUAUUAUUUUACAAAA
Molecule: messenger RNA, 2174 nt
Organism: Rosa rugosa (rugosa rose)
Lineage: Eukaryota; Viridiplantae; Streptophyta; Magnoliopsida; Rosales; Rosaceae
Exons: 8
Coding region: 481-1977 (498 amino acids)
Source: RefSeq, a predicted model, not a curated record